Messenger RNA from Aphidius gifuensis, 675 nucleotides. RefSeq names its product SUMO-conjugating enzyme UBC9-B (gene lwr). NCBI's taxonomy places the organism in Eukaryota, Metazoa, Arthropoda, Insecta, Hymenoptera, Braconidae. Bases 108 to 599 code for a protein of 163 amino acids. Gene Ontology annotation, biological process: protein sumoylation. The transcript has 6 exons. Gene Ontology annotation, cellular component: nucleus. The record is from RefSeq and is a predicted model, not a curated record. Gene Ontology annotation, molecular function: SUMO conjugating enzyme activity.
GUGUGUGUUUUGUCAAGCAUCCAGAAACCACGAUUUUUUUUUGUCGUUAACGCUUCAACGUAUUUUUUUUUUCAAUUUUCAAUAAAUUGUCAUUAAAUUGAGUUAUAAUGUCAGGUAUCGCGAGUGCCAGACUUGCCGAAGAAAGAAAAGCAUGGAGGAAAGAUCAUCCAUUUGGCUUUGUUGCACGUCCAACUAAAAAUCCAGAUGGUACAUUGAACUUGAUGAGCUGGGAAUGUGCAAUUCCAGGAAAAAAAACUACUCCAUGGGAAGGUGGUCUUUACAAAUUAAGAAUGAUUUUCAAGGAUGAUUAUCCAUCAAGUCCACCAAAAUGCAAAUUUGAACCACCAUUAUUUCAUCCAAAUGUUUAUCCAUCUGGUACUGUUUGUUUGUCAUUAUUGGAUGAAGAAAAAGAUUGGAGACCAGCAAUUACAAUUAAACAAAUUCUUUUGGGUAUUCAAGAUUUAUUGAAUGAACCAAAUGUCAAAGAUCCAGCUCAAGCUGAGGCUUACACUAUUUACUGUCAAAAUCGAUUGGAAUAUGAAAAACGUGUAAGAGCACAAGCAAGAGCAAUGGCACCACAAGAAGAAAUGGGCUUGUGAAGUGAAACUGAAAACAGCAUACGAUAAGAUCAAAAACAUUUCGAGUUUAUUACAACAACAAACCGAUGUUUCAAGA